Messenger RNA from Lampris incognitus (smalleye Pacific opah), 4770 nucleotides. It is a transcript of the gene fmn2b, whose product is annotated as formin 2b. Gene Ontology annotation, biological process: intracellular transport. The record is from RefSeq and is a predicted model, not a curated record. Lineage: Eukaryota; Metazoa; Chordata; Actinopteri; Lampriformes; Lampridae. Gene Ontology annotation, cellular component: cytoplasm; endoplasmic reticulum membrane; nucleus. Bases 1 to 4770 code for a protein of 1589 amino acids. The transcript has 21 exons.
AUGGGAAACCAGGAGGCUAAGCAGAGGAAAGCUGCUGCUGCAGGAGCAUCCGAGGAUGGAAGCAACCCCAUUUUUGAAGAGGGGUGGAGAGGGGGAGGGGGAGAAUCAACAAAGAAAGGUGCAAAAAAAUCUCACAGACACGGUGGAAAAGGAGGAGGAUGGGGAGAGCAGGAUACAGGGGGAGGCAAGAAGAAAAACAAAACGGAGUCCAAGUCAUCUGUUUUUUCCAUACGGAAGCGGAAGAGCAACCUCAAGGAUAAAAGAGGAGCACAUUUGUCAACAACUGGCUCAAAAGAGGAUGUUUUGGAGUCUCAAAAUGAUGAUCUGGUCAGUAUUCCCUCUGUGGGCACCAAAACACCAGACCUGUCUGCAGACGAGCUGGGGCAUGAUGAGGAAAAAAAAGUGGAUGCAGAGAAAAAGGACGGAGGAAGAUUAAAAGGACAGGAGAGCAAGCAGCUGGAGCAGCAGCAAACAUCAACAGAAACAACGUCCCCUGCAGAGGAAGGAGUGCAGAAAGGAGGUAGCUCGGGGUCAGACACAGAUAUCUACAGUUUUCAUUCAGCAGCUGACCAAGAAGACCUGCUGGCAGACAUCCAGCUCACCAUCAGGCUUCAGCAACAACAGCAGCAGCAGCAGGACACGAUUAGCUCGAUCCCAGGAGGGGAGAGUGCGCUCAGCUGGGGAGUACGAGAGGAGGAAAGACAGCAAGGUGGCGGAGUAGAGGUAAACUUAACCCCCCCGGAGCUGCUAGACCUGACCCCAGAGUUAGAACUGGGAUCUGAUGCACUGUCAUUCCUAGAGACAGAACAGCUGUCCACUUCAAGACAGAAUGGCCUCACACCAACCCUGGAUGUCUUCCUCAAUGGAGCAGAGGAGCAGAAUGACAAAGGGCAAGACCAGGAGAGGAGAACAACAGCGCAGAAAAAGGAAAUUAGGGUCCAGCAGCAAAAUGACAGAAAAGAGCGAAGAGAGCCAGAAGCUCAUGCUUUUAAGGGCUCUCUUUGUGCUGCCACAGGGACAAAGGACCGACAUGCUCUUGUGCAGUCGCCUCCCCCUUACACAGCCAUCACCAUGGUGAUGGAUGGGGGGGCAGCUUUUAGUCCUGUCACCAAGACAACCAGUGCCAAUGGCUUCUCUGAUAUUCCAGCCUCAUGUGAGAGCUCAGUGGAACUCCCAAAUGAAAAACAAGAGAGACAGAAAGGACUUAAAGAAGUGAGGAACAAAGGGGGAAAUAGGCUGGAGUUCUGUUGUCUUUCAUCAGAUAGGCACAGUGUUGGAUCCAGUAGUUAUAAACUGAGAGAAGGCUUGAAUUCAGUCCCUAAAGAAAACGAGGCUCAGCUCCCAGGUAUCAGGAUUGCUGCUGACUCGCAAGACGACUGCCUGAGUGCUGAAGAUCAACCUGACCAGUCUGAAGCCACAUCAACCAGUAUCCCUCUCCUGUUCCAGCAGUGUAGGAAGAACUGUGUCUCCUUCACUCAAGCCUCGCACCAGGAGAACCCUCCAUCAGCCACACGGCUCAAGAAGUCCCCCCUGUCCUCUACUGUCUCCAGCGCCUCCUCCAGCCCCACAGUCAAACCCUACCCUCCCAUCUGCCCCUCCUACAUCAAGACCACCACACGUCAGCUUAACUCCUUAGGACCCUCUCCAUCACAGUCUCGCUCCCAAAGCCCCCUGUCCCAGCGCAGGGCCAAUGACAAGGUUCUCAGAGCCACAGCUGAACGCCGGCAGGCCCGCAGACCGCGUUCUCACAGCCUCUCCAGGCCCGUCAGCCGCUCCGCUGACUGGACUGACGAGCUCGAGCUAGACAGAAGGCUGAAGCACCGAGGGGAGGACAGCGAAGGGUCUGGUGAACUGGGGGACUACCUGAGGGGUUAUGGAGGCUCCGAGGACAGGCUAAGAGGGGGCAGCCAGCCGAUUUACGCUACCAGAAGGUCUUCCUGUGGGCAAAGCUUCAACUGCAGCUUUCAAGAUGUCUUUAUUGGCCGAACCCUUUUGGAGAAACUCUUCCUCCAGCAGGAAAAGGCAGAGCCAGAGGAGGCAGAGAGACUAUGCUCCAGAAUCCUGGCCAUGGGUCUUCUGUUGCCCUUCACUGACUGUUUCAGAGAGCAACUGGGAGGGAGCGCCACCCAGAUCAACAACGCAACAGCAGAAGCCAAAUUUGAUCAAGACCAGCUUUAUACAUGGGCUGCAGUCAACCAACCCCCCCACUCAAUGGAGGCAUUUGAGGGGAGACUACCAGGCCAGAUCAAGGGAAUCUGGCCUCCGCUGGUACCUGGAGGAGAAAACAAGCCCGAACUCAAAUACGCGGAGGCUGAACACAACACAGCCUUCUCGGGUCUAAAGCAACAACAGAAAAAGGAGAUCAGUGAACAUAAGGAGGAGUGUGUCCUAAAUUCAGUGAAACUGAAAGAAGAGCAUAUCAAUGUUAUCCAACAACUGGAGCAAACCAUUGAAGACCUCAGGACCAAGAUUGCUGAGCUGGAGAGACAGCCUCCUAUUCUGGACAGAGACAAUGUCACAACCGUCAGCACCAGAGACCAGGAGUGUGGCAACGAGGAAGGCUUUUUCAGGGCUUUGUGUGACGUCCAUCUACAAACGGAAACACUGAUGGACUUGAGCUGCCUGGAGGUCAAAUCAGUCCAGACAUCCCCCAUGGAUGAAAGCUUUAAGUUCAAACUGCCUUGUGUUAUUAAUGAGGCAAGUUUGGUGUCGUUUCAGACAGGGGGUUUGAAGGAGACUGCACACCAAGAACUUUGUGGUGAGCUCAGUAUACGUGUGCCCACCUCCCCCAAAGCAGUGCAAGCAGAGUUCAAGUGUACUUGUAAACAGCAGCAGCAGCGGCAAGACACUGGCUCACAACCUUCUCCAUCUCCAUCGCCUCUUUCGGAAUUACAAAUGCUCCCUCCACCUCCCCCACCCCCUCCACCGCUUCCUGGAGGUCCAGUGCUAACUCCUCCUCCCCCACUACUUCCGGGACGAUUAAUGCAACCUCCUCCUCCCCCACCUCCUCCACCCCUUCCAGGAGGUUCAAUACACCCUCCUCCUCCCCCACCUCCUCCACCCCUUCCGGGAGGUUCAAUACCGCCUCCUCCUCCCCCAACUCAACCCCCCAACCCAGAAGGACCAAUGUCACAACCUCCACCUCCUCCACCCCUUCCAGGUGGACUGAUGCCACCUCCACCCCCCUUGCCUCCUCCGCCCCUUCCAGGAUACACAGUGGCACCUCCUCCUCUUCCCUGUGGCCUUGUUCCACCUUUGCCUCCACCACCUUUACCUGGAAUGGCGGUCCCACCUCCACCUCCUCCACCUCCUGGGUGUGGGCUGCCCCCGUACCUUUCUCUGCCAACGGGCCCUUGUGGUAAGCUUGCUCCUCCAGGCUUAGGAUCCCUGCCACCUCCUCUGCCUUUUGGUCUUUUCUCUCUAGGCAUGGAACAGGGGAAGCCUCCCAGGAAGACUGUGGUGGAGCCACCAAAACCCAUGAAACCACUCUACUGGACACGGAUACAGUUGCACACUAAAAAGGAGAUGUCUUCUUCACUGGUGUGGGAUAAAAUUGAGGAACCUGAAGUGGACUUUCAGGAAUUUGUGGAGUUGUUCUCCAAGACAGCGGUGAAGGAGAAGAAGAAGCCAUUGUCAGACACAAUUACCAAGUCCAAGGCCAAACAGGUGGUAAAGCUCCUUAAUAACAAGCGCUCUCAAGCAGUAGGGAUCCUCAUGUCCUCCCUGCACCUCGAUAUGAAAGACAUUCAGCAUGCCAUCCUGAACCUUGACAACACAGUAGUGGAUCUGGAGACCCUACAGGCACUCUACGAAAAUAGAGCACAAGAAGACGAACUGGACAAGAUUGAAAAGCACAUCAAGUCAUCAAAAGACAAGGAUACUGCCAAGCCCCUGGACAAACCUGAGCAAUUUCUAUAUCAGCUCUCCCUGAUUCCUGACUUCUCUGGUCGAGUUUUUUGCAUCCUCUUCCAGUCCACCUUUUCCGAGUGCAUCCAAUCCAUACUGAGAAAACUGGAUAUACUGCAAAGAGUAUGCAAGACCCUUCACAGUGGUGCCGGGGUGAUGCAGGUGCUGAGUUUGGUUCUUGCUUUUGGCAAUUUCAUGAAUGGAGGCAACAGAACGAGGGGACAGGCUGACGGCUUCAACUUGGACAUCCUUCCCAAACUCAAAGAUGUCAAGAGCAGUGAUAAUACAAGAAGUCUUCUGUCCUAUAUAGUUGCUUAUCAUCUGCAACACUUUACUGAGGAAGCGGGGAGAGAAAAUUGUUUCUACCCUCUCCCUGAGCCUCAGGACCUAUUCCAGGCUUCACAGAUGAAGUUCGAAGAUUUUCAGAAAGACCUGAGUCGACUGAGGAAGGACCUGAGAGCUUGUACCUCAGAGGUGGUGAAGGUUUGUAAGGUUUCAGAGGAAGAACACCUGCAGCCCUUCAAAGACAAGAUGGAGGAGUUUCUUACCCAAGCUAAAAGUGAACUGGAGACUCAGGAGGUUCAGCUUAGCACCACACACACAACGUUCCUGGAGCUUACAGUGUUCUUUUCUGUGAAGGCUAAGUCAGGAGAAAAGGAGGUUUCUCCCCACACGUUCUUCUCCAUAUGGCAUGAGUUUUCAUCGGACUUCAAGGACCUCUGGAAGAAGGAGAACAAGAAUAUUCUCCAGGACAGGUUAAAAGUAGCAGAGGAAUGCUUCCGACAGGCCAAGGAGAAGGCCACUUACAGUGUCAAGCCCAAACACGCUUCAGGAAUCAAAGCCAAGCUUGGCAUGAAGACCUGA